Neogale vison (American mink) is the source of this 6375-nucleotide messenger RNA. It is a transcript of the gene ISYNA1, whose product is annotated as inositol-3-phosphate synthase 1. The record is from RefSeq and is a predicted model, not a curated record. Lineage: Eukaryota; Metazoa; Chordata; Mammalia; Carnivora; Mustelidae. Gene Ontology annotation, biological process: inositol biosynthetic process; phospholipid biosynthetic process. Bases 4115 to 6277 code for a protein of 720 amino acids. Gene Ontology annotation, cellular component: cytoplasm. Gene Ontology annotation, molecular function: inositol-3-phosphate synthase activity. The transcript is spliced from 11 exons.
GGCGGGGGUGGGGGAAGCUACAGAGCGGAAAAAGAGAUUUAUUUAAAAAAAUAAACACAAGGAAGACAUGUUCAUCUGAGCCAGCAAUGCCGGCUUUCACGGGAGCCCCCGCAGACUGCUGCCCUCAGCUCACCGAGGAAGGUGGGGUGGCCAGUGUCUCAUCCCACGCCCCCAGCCCCCCACAUCUCCUGGGGAGCCCCCACCCAGGAUGGGCUCUUCAGGAGGCCCACCUCCUCUCCAGCCUGCAGCCCAAGGGGUUUCAGUGUCCCCUCCUGGAAAGACGCCAAGGCCAGCCUGUCUGCCUUUUCUAGUUUUAUACAAAGACAGCCACUUUUAGCUACUACUUAGGAGACUCCUGUCUAUUUUUGUAUGAGAGAGAAAGCAUCUUUUCUAAACCUGUGCCUCCCCUCCUUGGAUACCAGGGUCUAGAUGCCACCCUGUGUCCUGCCUGCAGUAUUCCAGAUGCCAUCGCAAAGUUCAGAGCUUUUCCUGAGGGCUGGGGGCCGGGGAGUGUGGGGCGCAGGGGCUGCUGCCGGCUGGGCUGGCCUCCCAGGCUGUCCUCCUGGGCUGGUGUCUGGCUGUGUUCCUGCCCUGGGCCCUCCUUCCUGCCCUGGCCUCCCCAGCCCUCACGGCACCCCCAGGCCAGGACAGGGUUUCUGCUGUACCGGGGUGGAGGCCCGCCCAGGGCUAUUUCAAGAACUCCAGCUGGCCCGGAGCAGCUGCGGGAGCUGCGGGAGCAGAGCGGCUCUUGGCCCACCGGGCCUGCCCUGCUAUUUCAGGCCCUCAGCUGUAGGGGGUCACUGGGGCUUUUCUGGGCUACGAGCUCACACUGCAAGAGCAGUGUCGGAUUUUAUUAUGUUCUCAAUUUCCCCCUUUGCUGCUGCUUUUCUUUUCGCGCUGAGACUGUGUGGUCUCCAUGCUGUUGACCUCGCUCUGUCCCUCAGUCCGCUUGUGGAUCUUGGGGUCAUCUUAGCAGAGCCACCAUAGGCUUUGCACUCAGGGAGGAGCUGGGUGUCAGGGGGGUCGGGGGACACCCCCCCCCCACCGAGAGCGAGCUCAGAUAAUGUGCCCUGUCCGCCCACUCUGGGCGCAUGGGCUCCAUGGACACCAUAAUUGCUGCUUAGUAGCUGUGCCUAGUCCAGUGUCCCCCAGAGUGUUGGGGGACCAUGCGCACGCAUGCACCUGUGUGUGCGCACGUAUGCACGUGUGUGUGUAUGUGGGGGGGGGGACCCUGCCGGGUUGUAGUGGGGCCUGAGGCGUGUGUUCACAUUCAGGGCCACAGUCCAUGGAGCCACCAGGACUGGGGAGGCAGAGGGAGUGGCUGCAACCUGGAGCCUGGGGCUGGCAAGCUGGGGGGUGCUGGGGAUGCGGCCGCCCAAAGGAGUGAGGCAGGGAGAGCAUGAGUGAUUGGCAGGCAGGUCUGUUCUUCUAAGCCACAGGGAGGUCUCCUGCUGGCUUCCCAAAGAGCGGUGCCGAGUGGAGGCUCCCCUGCAGCGUGCCCGGCCCACUGGUGCCUUCCUGGGUGCCCCUGGGAUGCCCAGAGCACCAAGGCAACUGAUCCUUCAUGUUUCAAUAAGUGUUUUGUUUUUCAUUUGGGAUGAGUGGGAGGGCUGAGCGGACCCCAGGGACCCCCGAGCUCCACAUAUAGCUGUGUCGCGUGCGCAGACUGUACCCAGCUGGACAGGCAGACUCGGGUGAAGGAUUAUUUAAGGAGGCUGCAGCGGGAGGGCUGAUCCAGCCCUCUGCCCUGGGAACCAGUUCAAGGGACUCUAAGUUGAAUUUCCUUUUUGUUGUUGGCUUUUUGUUGUUUUUUUUGUUAUUGUUGUUGUUUUUCUCCUUUUAAGGAAUUAUGAAGCUAAGAAAAGUAUUGUGCUUUGGGGGAUGAUGGACAAAAGUUCUAGCUGAUUAAAUAUGGUCUAACUUAUUGAUACUGUGUUCCCCCCCCCUUUUAAUAUUGUACUGUGGAGAAAAACUAUUUUGAGCCAUGGAGUUGGUGUUUACAAGAACUUUUCACUUUUGCCAAAAUGUUACGAUUGAAAGGCAUCUGCGUCUUCAGUUUCCUAAUAUUUUCUUAAAAGAUCUAGUGUCCUUUUUGUACACUAAGCAGGUGAAUGCUGAUUUUUUCAACCUACAAUAAAUUUCACUGAACCGAACCCCGCAGCCCCAGGUGCCUGGGUGCAUUUGUGUCUGUCCUAACCGGGGCCUCCUGGCCCCCUGUGGGGGUGGGCUGGGGUCGGGAGGAGACGGGGCGCUGGAGCAGCCAUGGUGUUGAGCAGGUAUGAGGUGCGGGGUAGGGUGGGAGGCAGGGAGGCGGGUGGGUGGAGACUAGCCGAGACGGAUGGGCCCUGCUAAUGCGAGGCAUGAGGUCAAACUGCCUGGUCAUAGGUAGGAAAGGAUGAAGACAAGCUAUGGGGAUAGUGGGGAGCCACGGUAGGUAUAGGAGUAGGGCUGUGUCCUCAGGUGGUAGAUCAGGUCCAGCAGGGGCCUUCCAAAGUGCCAUACCCCCCAGGAGUAGUAGGGACACCUGGGGCCAGGGGAGUGCCCUUCCUUGGGGGUAAAUGACCUGUGGAUGGGGAAAAGGGCAGUGAUGGCGCUUGUUUUAUUGUUUCUUCCCACCAGGCCGGCUCGCAGGGGCUGCCCCUGUGCCCAUGAUGGGGAUGGGGAUGCCAAGGCCCAGUGGGAUCUCCCAGGCCCAGAAUGGCAGCAGGGAUGGCUGUCCUUGUCCCAUGCUCCAGGUGAGGAGAUGAAGGCAGGGGUCAGGGUCCUGCUUUUGAAGGACAGGGUGGGGGUGGGUGUUUAUUUUAGAAAGGAAAAACAGACAAAGAAUAAUAAGCCUGGGAUGAAAGGGGUCCAGGGGUCAGGGGCUCUGGGUCUUAGGCUUUUGGACAGCCCUGCUGGCUCCAGCCUUGGCCCGAGUUCUAAGGUGGCCUGGGAAUCCAAGGGGCACAGGAGAUAAGGUCAGGCGGGCCCGUGGGGCAGGGUGUACCCUGCUCCCUGGGCAGCCUGGCUAUCCCGUCCUUUCAGGGGAUAACAUCUCUAUCCCCACAGUCCAGGGUCCAGGGCCAGUGUCUGCUUCUUUGUACCCUGUCGUGCCUUAGCUUUGCUGUGGCCACGUGCUCCCCAGGUCCUUCACCAGACUCCCCUGCAGCCCCUCGCGCUGCCCAGAGGCACCAUGGCCAUCACGCCCUGAGUGCGCAUCAGCUGCAGGAGGUGCCCCCAGCACUCUGAUCCCACGGCCCCUUCUAUGUGCUAGGCUCUGCAUGGGCACUGGUACUUGGUGGAGAUAGCCCUGCCCCUGCCUUCAGUAGCCUGUGUUAUGGUGGGGACAGGGAUUCCCCAGUCCCCCCCAGGGCGCACAGUACCUCCCUGUCACACACCCAGGCAGUCCCUGCAAUUGCUGUCCGGUGCCCCACUGACUGUUCUGUUUUCGCCCUUCUCCCGGCACCUCCCACAGGCUGCCCAGUGAAUGCGGGGGUUCCCCAAGCCUGGGUCUUGGGGCCUUUCCAGUCUCUGCACAUUCCCAGGUCACCUGGCACUUGGAGGCACAAGUGCCUUCCAGACCGCUGGCAUCAACUGGAUUUCAGUUCUUGGAGUUGGUAGCAGAGCCUGCAGGUUAAGGGCUCCGUCCCAUGAGCCCGCCCCCCACUCCAGGCACCUGCCACAAGUCUCUGGCCACUGGCUAUGAAUCAGGUGUUCCCACGGCUCCCUCCUAGGUUUGCUUGAAUGGCUUACAGCACUCAGGAGAACACUUCAGCCGCCAAACAGGAGGUAGAUGCUGAAGGCAGGGUGUGGGGAAUGGCACUGGGCGCCCAUGCCCUUCUCCAGGUGAGCCCCCCUCCCACAUUUCCUGUGUUCGCUCAACCUGUGUGGUUUCGGGGGUUUUGUGGAGGUUCCAUUACGUAGGUAUGAUGAAAUCACCAGCCUUUGGCUGUUGCACUCCAUCUCCAGCCAGAAACUAGGGACAAGACCCAAAUACUUAUUACACAAUAUUCCCUGUCCCCAGCCUUGAGGGUCGGCCCUGGUCCCCAGACUGCUGCUCCCCCCAUCCCACCUGGCCACCUUUUCACCUGCCCCUGAACCCAUUCCCCCCAGGUUUUUGCAUGGGCAGUUCUUCAUGUAUCUUGAUAAAAGAUGUGUCGUGUCUCAAGGCCCCUUCCAGCAACCACCUCUCCUAGGCAGCCUGCCCUGCCAGACCAACUUCCAGGUUGCCUCUGGCUUGGGGUGCCCCAGUCUACUUCCGGCUCCCCCACACUGGAGUCCCUUGAGGUUGAAACUUGGAGCCCCCAACCCCCAAGGCCAGGCCCAUGUUUCCUGUGAGUGUUCCCAACUAUCCACCUUUUGGGUCAGCUCCAGUGGUGGAAACUUUCCAGCCGGAGGAGGCCGCUUGUUUUGGAAAGUUCCUGGGGGAGCCGCCCCCGCCCUCCCGCCGGGUUCCCACGCUCCCUUAUCACUGGGUGCUAGGGGGGCGCAGUGCUGUGCAUGCCUUGCUCCUCCCCAGCUGACCUCCUUGGUCCUGCCCCCUCCUCCCUUCCCCUCCUCUCCUCAGGGAACACUGGCCCCUCCAGCCUGGCUACGACAAGCCCUCCUGCUACAGCUCUCCGCGAUGGAGGCUACAGGCAAUUUCGUGGUCGAGAGCCCCGACGUGGUCUACGGCCCUGAUACCAUCGAGGCUCAGUACGAGUACCGGACAGCGUGUGUCAGCCGCGAGGGCAGCGUCCUCAAGGUAUACCCCACGUCCACGCGCUUCACCUUUCGGACCGCUCGGCAGGUGCCCCGGCUUGGGGUCAUGCUCGUCGGCUGGGGCGGGAACAACGGCUCCACGCUCACCGCCGCGGUGCUGGCCAACCGACUGCGCCUCUCCUGGCCCACGCGCACAGGCCGCAAGGAGGCCAACUACUACGGCUCGCUGACGCAGGCGGGCACCGUUAGCCUGGGCUUGGACGCCGAGGGCCAGGAGGUGUUCGUGCCCUUCAGCUCACUGCUGCCCAUGGUGGCACCCGACGACCUCGUGUUCGACGGCUGGGACAUAUCAUCGCUGAACUUGGCUGAAGCAAUGCGGCGCGCGCAGGUACUGGAUUGGGGGCUGCAGGAGCAACUGUGGCCGCACUUGGAGGCGCUGCGCCCGCGGCCCUCUGUCUACAUCCCCGAGUUCAUCGCAGCUAACCAGAGUGUGCGCGCUGACAACCUCAUACUGGGCACGCGCGCACAGCAGCUGGAGCAGAUCCGUAGGGACAUCCGUGACUUCCGGUCCAGCGCUGGGCUAGACAAGGUCAUCGUGCUGUGGACAGCGAAUACUGAGCGCUUCUGCGAAGUGGUCCCAGGCCUCAAUGACACCGCUGAGAACCUGCUACGGACCAUCCAGCUGGGCCUGGAGGUGUCGCCCUCCACUCUCUUCGCUGUGGCCAGCAUCUUGGAGGGCUGCGCCUUCCUCAAUGGGUCCCCACAGAACACACUGGUGCCCGGGGCACUUGAGCUCGCCCAGCAACGACGUGUCUUCGUGGGUGGUGAUGACUUCAAGUCAGGCCAGACCAAGGUCAAGUCCGUGCUUGUGGACUUCCUCAUUGGCUCUGGCCUCAAGACCAUGUCCAUCGUGAGCUACAACCACCUGGGCAACAACGAUGGGCAGAACCUGUCGGCGCCGCCACAGUUCCGCUCCAAGGAGGUGUCCAAGAGCAGCGUGGUGGACGACAUGGUGCAGAGCAACCCGGUGCUCUACAGGCCCGGCGAGGAGCCUGACCACUGCGUGGUCAUCAAGUACGUGCCAUACGUUGGCGACAGCAAGCGCGCGCUGGACGAGUACACCUCGGAGCUGAUGCUGGGCGGCACUAACACGCUGGUGCUGCACAACACGUGCGAGGACUCCCUCCUGGCUGCGCCCAUCAUGCUGGACCUGGUGCUGCUGACCGAGCUGUGCCAACGUGUGAGCUUCUGCACGGAUGCCGACCCAGAGCCACAGGGCUUCCACUCAGUGCUGUCGCUGCUCAGCUUCCUGUUCAAGGCGCCGCUGGUGCCUCCGGGCAGCCCGGUGGUGAACGCGCUCUUCCGCCAGCGCAGCUGCAUCGAGAAUAUCCUCAGGGCCUGUGUGGGGCUCCCGCCGCAGAACCACAUGCUUCUGGAGCACAAGAUGGAGCGCCCCGGGCUCAAGCGAGUGGGGCCUAUGGUAGCCACCUGCCCUGUGCCUUGCAAGAGAGGAGCGGCGCCCACUGCCCCCAAUGGCUGUACGGGUGAUGCCAAUGGGCUCUCGCAGGCUGGCGCACCCCAGAUGCCCACCACUUAAGGCCAUGGCCAUCCUCCCCCAAAACUCUUGCCCCACUGCCCCCUCAGGACCCAACCCUUCCAAGACCCCUGAAGACAAUAAAGCCAAUGCCACUCUCA